Molecule: messenger RNA, 1512 nt
Organism: Mangifera indica (mango)
Lineage: Eukaryota; Viridiplantae; Streptophyta; Magnoliopsida; Sapindales; Anacardiaceae
Product: protein IQ-DOMAIN 12
Exons: 5
Coding region: 95-1231 (378 amino acids)
Molecular function (GO): protein binding
Source: RefSeq, a predicted model, not a curated record
UUUCAGGUUUCAGCCAUUUGGGAUAUACAAGUUUACUUCAAGAACAGAAGAAUGUGUCCAGGUUUAAUUGAAAUAAUUAUUUUUUAGGCAUUGAAUGGCAAAGAAGAGUCGCUGGUUUGAUUGGGUGAAGAAAUUCUUCAUUUCUGAGGCUAAAACAAAACCAGGAAAGAAAACCAAGCGGCGAAAAUGUGUUCCAGGGAGGCUCCUUAAGUAUAGAAAAUUUGAUGCACUUUCAGCUCCGGAAAGAUCAUUGAGUGAAGCAACCGAAAAGCAGAGAAAACAUGCUCUGAGUGUUGCUGCUGCAACCUCUGCUGCUGCUGAGGCUGCAAUUGCUGCUGCUCAUGCCGCGGAUGAGGUUGUUCGGCUCAUGGGUUCUUCCAAAUCUUUCCAUCAGUUCACUGAAAAACAAAGAAAUUUGUCUGCCAUUAAGAUUCAAAGCGCUUUCCGAGCAUAUCUAGCAAGGAAAGCAUUGCGGGCAUUGAAGGGAUUGGUGAGGCUACAAGCAAUUGUUAGAGGCAGAGCCGUAAGACGCCGAUUAGAAACGACUCUGAAGUGUUUGCCAUCUAAAGUUAAAAAACAAUCAGAGGUCCUGGAAAAAGAGGAUUUGGGAGAGAAGGAAAUAAUGGCCGAAUGUAACAAGAGUCAAAGAAAUUGGGAUUUUAGUGUGCUUUCAAAGGAAGACAUGGAAGCCGUAUGGUUAAGAAAGCAAGAGGCCUUCCUCAAAAGAGAAAGAAUGAUGAAAUACUCAUAUUCUCACAGGGAAAGAAGAAACGUUCAGACACUGGAAGAAUCAAUGCCCCACAAGGAAAGACAGCCGAGCUGCCGGGUGGAGAAAGAAAUGUUCGUAAAACCAGCUGUUCGUCCAAAUCUGAUUACUGGUGAAAUAUACAUUCCAAAACAAGUUACACUGAGAAAUAUGCGGAUGCAUGAGUCAUUGAAUGAACUGAAUUCUCCACAUUCAUUUCCUCGAAGAUCAUUUUGUCGCGCACAACAGAAUAUCAAUACGUCUGGAGACGAAAAUUCUCCUGUUUUUCCCACUUUCAUGGCUGCAACACAAUCUGCAAAGGCCACGGCAAGGUCAAUGAGUACACCAAGACAACAUUCAGGAUUUCUGGAGAAUUGCUUUGGCCAGAGUGGACCUUAUAGGAACGAUCAGCUCUCUCUUUGGUCUUCUUAUAAUGGUGAAUCUGUCACCAAUAAUGGAAAAAGUUGCAUUCUCAACUAUCUCUAAGCAUGAAUAACAAUCGUCAGUAAUUAGUUUCAGAAAAUUCAGCACAAAUUCUCACCCUGAUGUUGAAAUCGCAACAUGUUUUUUCUUUGAUGAGGUGGUGAUUGUUCAUUUGGUUUGAUUUCCCUCUAUUUAUUAAUUUAUAUUUGUGGUUUCUUUUGUGGGCGAGUUGUUAAUUUGAUCUGUUGUUUUGUUGGUAAGAUAAACAUACUGUUUUAUGUUUAAGAAUGUUCUUCUUCUCGGCUAUGUAAUGUAUAAUGAAAGGUUUGCUUGGUAUUUUGUUU